Cornus florida is the source of this 1537-nucleotide messenger RNA. RefSeq lists its product as uncharacterized. The transcript has 2 exons. The record is from RefSeq and is a predicted model, not a curated record. Lineage: Eukaryota; Viridiplantae; Streptophyta; Magnoliopsida; Cornales; Cornaceae. Bases 225 to 665 code for a protein of 146 amino acids.
AUUUGCUGCAUGGCCUUUUGGAAAUAAUAGGCUUCUUCUAUCAUGUAUGCCCUUUUCUUGACCAUCGAUAGUUAUUGUGACAAAUGUAUGAAAUAUAAUAUAUAUAUAUAUAUACACACACACACACACAGAGCAAGUGCAACUUGAUAGACAAAAGUCCAACCAUAUUUAAUUGAUCUUCCCCUCUUCACCUCCCCCAUCUCUCUCUUCCAUUGAAGAAGAAAAUGGAAAAAAUUAUGGACAUGAGAGAAGAAGAAGAAAUGAAAUCCCUAGGCCUCUUUGGCAUCUGUACAGAAGCCUACAAGAUCAUCCUCUCAGGGAGGAAGAUCUUCACCCAAAUCACCCUAGCUUUGAUCCUCCCACUCUCCGUCAUCUUCCUAGCUCACGUCCAAGUCUCCGAAUUACUCAUGUCUAGGAUCAUAAAAGAUUACCAAGCUGUGAUAGAACAACCACAAGCCGGCACACGGGGGUACGAAAAGCUGUACACUCACCUGAUAUCCGAAUGGACAACCUUUUGGCUCUUCAAACUUUCAUACACCAUCUUCUUCCUCAUCUUCUCUCUCCUCUCCACUUUGGCCGUGGUUUACACCAUUGCAUGCGUUUACACCGCUCGCAAAGUGACCUUCAAGAUGGUCAUGAGUGUUGUCCCAAAGCAACAUUCCUAAUCCUGUGGGCGAUCAGAAUUGGUAGAAGUAACACCCAAUUGGUGGUUAUCUGCAUCAUAUUGAUCAUGUAUGUUUUAGGGCUUCUGUAUAUGACCAUCGUUUGGCAAUUGGCUAGCGCGGUGUCCGUGUUAGAAGACUCCUAUGGGUUUAAAGCCAUGGUCAAGAGCAAGAACCUCAUAAAAGGUAAGAUUUGGGUGGCCAUGGUUAUCUUUUUUAUGUUAAAUUUCUCAUCCUUAGGUAUAUAUACAAUUUUUGAAAAGUUUGUUGUGCAUGGAGAGUCACUAAGUAUGUUGUAUAAGGUUGGAUUUGGGGGGUUGUGUUUGUCAUUGUAUACCGUGUUGUUUCUUUUCGGGUUGAUCAACCAAACUAUUAUCUACUUUGUUUGCAAGUCAUACAACCAUGAAAAUAUCGAUAAGUUAAUCCUUUUGGAUCACUUAGAGAUUUAUCUUGGAGAGUAUGUUCCCUUGAAGGAGGCCGAUUCUCAACCAAGACAAUUCCUUGUUUGAUCGGCUUAUAUGUAUUUUGCAAAAAAAAGUUAGUAAUAUAUUAUUGCUUUUUUGAUCUUUAUAUGAUCAGGGUUGUAUGUAUAAAUUACAUUUUCAAAUAUUUAGAUUUGGCCUUUUUCAUUUUUGUGGUUCUCCUUUCAAUUGCUACUAUAUAUACGGUGUUUGUAUUGGAAAAGCAAAUGAAAGAGACAACACACAGAACACGUGAUGUGAAAGUUGAAACCAAUAAAAUAAAGCCCAUUCUAACAGAAAUAGUGAAGCCAAUUGUCCGAAUGAAUUAGGCAAUUGGAUUUUGAUAUGGGUUAAAGCUCAUUGUUGUGUAGGUUUUGCUUGACCACAGUAGGUUCUUACCUUUAGCCAGCUUUG